GCGAGAAACGAGUCUCUGCGCGUGUGUUUGAAUGGAGGCGUUCUCGGCGACGGAAGCGAACGUAUGCGAGGAACGGCGCCCCCCGAGUGACCUUUUUUUUCUCUCCCCCCCCCCACACAAGUCCUCCCCCCCUCGGCUGAUUAUGCACGAUUGCUGACUUCUGCGGCCUUGCUUCUCGCGGCGCCAGUGCAGGGAGAGGCGCCCCAGCAGCCAGAGAGGAGCGGCGAGGGUCCCAGCGCGCGGCGACAUGGCCAAAGGAAAGCGGAGAACCGACCGUAGCAGUAAGGAUGAGAAUGCUGUCCUCAGUCACCUGGAUGGGCCGAAGGGACCCAAGGAUUCGAGACUAGAGGCAAAGGUGGUCAACGGUUCCCUUGCCAAUGGCAAAUUAGGUCACACUGCAAGCACAACACAGAAGGAAACCAAGAUUACCACAUACUUCUCUCCUUCAAGGUCACCCCCAGCUGCAGAUGAUGCAGAGGGGCCCAGAGGUGAAACACACGGUGGAGACAGUUGUGAUAUGAAUCCAGAGCUAAGUAGUGCCCAGUUGAGUCGUACCCACCCAAGCUCUGCCCCAAGCACCCCAACCAAGAUGAUGAAUGGCCAUGCAGAAAGCGCAAAUCCGGUGACAGCCUUCACCACACCCCCAAAGCGCACAGUCUGCACCCGCAGCCAGGCCCUGAAAGAGUUGCAGCUCCAGAGCUCUCCUACAGCUCCUAACUCUGCCAGUGUCCCCUCGAGUCCCAACCAGGCUGGUGCAACGGCAACGACCCCUAUGGGCCCCAGUACCCCUACCUCACCCACUCCAGCUUCGGCAGGAGAGGAUGGCAGUAGCCCCCACACAGGGCCACCCACACCCCACAAGAUCCAGGCACUCAACGAGGAGAGGCUAAGACUAGACUCACCUCUGUCUCCAUCCUCAGCUUUGUCCAAGCUAAAGCUCUCCCUGACACCAAAGAAGCUAACCUUUAAUGGGAAAACUACAAAGGCUAGGAAAAAGCUACCUGUGCAGAGCAACACCACCAGGACAGCUAUGCAUGCAAAGCCCGAAAAGCCAGCUAAGAGUACCACAACUACCAAGACCCAAGCCAAUGGGGAAGCCAAAUCAAACCUUCGCAGCACACAGAUGACAGAGUACUUCCCCAUAAGGAGGUCAGAGAGAAAGCCAAAGACCACUCUUCUCCAGGAGCGGCAGAAGGCCAUAGAGGAGAGGAUAAUUAGCGGAUCUGAAGAAGGGUUAACUGUCAAGCAUUUUGGAGCAAAGGGCCGUGGUGUGGUAACAACAAGAAAGUUUGCCAAAGGCGAGUUUGUGGUAGAAUACAUAGGUGACCUUAUAGAUAUGCAGGAAGCCAAAGAGAGGGAGAAGAUUUAUGCACAAGAUGCCUCCAAAGGUUGUUAUAACUACUACUUCACUUUUCAGAAUCAGCAGUACUGCAUUGAUGCAACAGAAGAGAGUGGCUACCUAGGGCGGCUGGUGAAUCACAGCCGAAAUGGCAACCUGGUCCCUAAGGCAGUGGAAGUGAAUGGAAGGCCACAUUUGAUCCUUUUGGCCAAGCAUGACCUAGAGCCGAGCAUCGAACUCUUGUAUGACUAUGGGGACCGCUCGAAAGAGGCUCUGGAACAUCAUCCGUGGCUAGCUUCGUGAUUUCCAGCUAGGUGUCACUAGGGAGAGAUGGGUUUAAUAUAUUUUGUCAAUUUGAGGUUCACAGGGGUUCAGCUACACUUGCUAGCAGUGUUUUGUUUUCUUGACAGUAUUAAAUAAAAAAUGCUUGAAAGUUGUCUUGAAAAACUGAGAGGCAAUCAGAAAAACAGGAAGAAAGGAAGUUGAUAUUGUUAUGAUUUCACAUACAUUUUCCUUUUCAUAUUUUCUCUAGUGAUGUUUGAAAAGGAAAAUGGAACUGGUUGUGCAUAUUGUCAUAGAAUAGAUCGGUUGGAUUUUUCUUGUGUUAUGAAAGGAUCUUAAGGUAACUCUACCCCUGUAACCUGCAAGCUGUGAUGUGUUUGUCACCUCUACUAUACUGCCAGUCUCUGAUGCUCUUGUCCUUGCACACAGCAUAGAUUUAUCGCAUCAGGUCACCUCUUGAAGUUGGUCUGGUGGUGUGCAAAGGCAAUUAUUAUACUGUAAUUUUUAGGUCAGUAGAACUAUUUUGAAUUACUACUACUUGUAAUAUCUGUUUUAAUGAGAAGGGACUGUAUCUGUCUCAUUUUUAACAGCUGCACUUUUGAGACCAAAUAGUUGUUAUUAUGGGUUUGAAAUGAGCCAAGUGUGGAUUCUUAGGCUUUGUAGAUGCCUCUGGCACAAAUAUCGACAAACCUGCAAAGCUGUCGGACUUGGAAGAAGCCGCAGACUUGCCUAUGCUUUUGUUAGCAACAGGAUCAUUUGCCUGAAGAUUAGCAGUUACUUAAGAAUAUUUAUAAUAAGUGAACAGUGAAAGAGAAACUGUGUACAGCAGUACUUAUUCAUUGUGCGAGUGCAAAUGCAAGGCAGGUGAGAUGGUGAUGGUUCUGGAACGUAUUAUUCAGAACUUGGAAGUGAAUGAGCCAAGAUCCUCAAGAGAAAGUGUGUGACUGGACCCUGAUUUUUAUUAUUUAUUUUUGACUAGUGUAUUUUGCAGUACUACGUGUGAGCUGACUUUAGCAUUUAUACAAAAGACAAGAAGGUUUGAACUGUCUUGAGUUUUGAUCUCACAUUUUUUCAUAGGUAGAUUGACUUUUUCAACAGUUAUUAGUGGAUGGAUAAUACCUAUGUCUCAAAUGAUGGUAAACAUCAGUGACUUGUCUCUAAUUUCAUUUCACAUGCUUUGUUGUCUUGAACAACCAUCAUGCAAAGAAACUACUAGUUUUUAAACAUGUGGACAGCAAAGAAUGUAAGAUAAUAAGUUUGUAUAUUGUUUAGUCAUGUGUAUAGAUGAGUUUUAAAGUUGUGUAAUUUGCCGGUAAGAAUGAAGUUUAAACAUGGAAAUCCAAUGUGCUUGACGGCACCCAAGAAAGGUCUCUUGGGGCCUCCCUUGAGUGCAGAGUUCCUAUGUUGAAUUUAAAACUGUUCAAUAUUUUAGGAGUUUGGGAUUUAGGGAAGAAGGGUUUGCAUUUCUACCUGUGACUGUCAGAGCCCAGCACUGUGAAGACUGCAGGGAGCAUGUGAGCAUUGACCAGUUAUCCUCAAAGGGAUUGUAAACACUAAUGACAUUGAUCGUGAAAUGUGCUGAUGAUGGUACCAAUGAUGAUUUUAGCAAAUAUACUUUGUCAGAGGAGAGGAGAUUAAUAUUAUUUAUAGUACCUGUUUCAAUAACAAUUUUAAGACUAUUUUCCUAAAUCCUCCUCAGAUUGUUGGUUAUAGUGUGUGUGUGUGUGUUUGUGUGCAUUAGACGGUUUGUAUGUGUGUGAGAGUGUGUAUGUAUGGAUGUAUGUAUGUGUGUGUGCAUAGUCAAAUCCCUUUGAGAAAUAAUUAGUUGUUCAUAAUCUGCAGUAGGAUCACCUCCUCUCUUUUGAAACCUGCCACUAUAAUGUGCCUCUUUUGAAGUUGAGGUGCAGAGCAAGGAGUGGUAGCUUUGAAGUCUCUCAGGACAUGACAGGAUAUGGUCGGUGCACAGCUGCCAGUCAGUAUUCCUGCAUUUAGCCACAUGCCUUGAGUGGGCACUGGAUGGCUUCAUUUUGAAUGCUACAGCAAGGCAAAAGGAAUUAAAAAACUGCCCUCCUGAAAUAUAACGUACUGUAAACAGAUGUUAUAAAGGUGAUGCUAAAAUGAGACACAGUCAAAUCUUAGAGCUUUAAAAGAGAAGAGAAAAUGUGAAAUGAACUUCUGACUGCUGAUGGAGAUGAAGGCCUUUUAUAAGAGUGGUUGCUAGUGAUGUGUUGCUUUCCAGGUUUAGAAAUUUGCAGCUUAGAAAAUGAAGACUGUCAGGAAGAAAAGGAUGCCAUAAAAAUUUUCAUUAUAAUUGUUCAAAAUCCAAGACUAGAAUGAUUACAUUUGACAUACAAACAUGCCCAUUCAUAAACAUAUACACGAAAUGCUUGUAUAGACAUAGUACAUACACCUUAACAUUUUUAUAUUUGUGAAUGAUAUACAAAUACAAAAACUCACUUGUUUGGAAAUAAUCAUGCUUGCACAAAUAUAUCUUGAUGCAUACAGACACACAAGCAUAUUUACACAGAUACAUACUGGCUGGCACUCUUGUAUACAUACAAACACAGACACAUUCUUUGCUGCGUUUCUCUUAUUAGUACAAAUAUGUAAGAAAUCAUUAUUUUAGUUAUGAAAUAAUCAUUAUAAAGUUUUAAAAAAAGAAAGAAAGAAAAAAAAAAGAAUCUCAGAAGUGAUAACACAUGGAUGGGAAAAGAACCUUUUGUCUUGGAUCUACACUUGCCGUUUUGCUUCAGAGUAGAGAGUUGAUUACCAACUGUCGAAAGUCUGAGCAGACUUUGAAUGAAGAUUAACAGUAUUCAGUUCAAGAGGAAGAGAAGGAAAGUAAAUCUGUGAGUUGGAUGUAGAGUGGUUAGAAUUUUCUGCAAUUCAAUGGAAGGAAAAAAGGAGGAAGCAGUCAGACUAUUGAGGAAAAAUCUUUACUUUCAAGACUCUAUUCUGCUUUACAAACACAUUAUAUAUAUAUAUAUAUAUAUAUAUAUAUAUAUAUAUAUAUAUAUAUAUAUAUAUAUACAUAUAUAUAUAUAUAUAUAUAUAUAUAUAUAUAUAUAUAUAUAUAUAUAAAUUGCAAGUGCAUGAGGAUAUAUUGGAAUGUGCUGUCUAGUUCAAGAUGAAAGAAUUUGUCUCCCCCCAAAAAUGACAAUCUGAUAAGCCCAAGGGUUUUGAACACUAAUGCAAAAUUGGGAAAACGUCUGGUGUAGCUCGUGUCUCGGUGCAGAGAUGCUCCUCUCUGACUCAAGCGUCCCAGUUUCGAACCACGAGAGAGAACCUUCAGAUUUGGCAGACUCUGGGAUGUUUCUAAGUGCCACAAGAAAUUGUGCAAGGCUCCGGAUGCCUUUGGUUUGAAGUGCUGGAGACCACAAUAGUCAUAGUUUUUGAAGUGUGUUUGUGUGUAAGUAAAAUUUGAUUAUUUGAAAAAUGUCAUAUUGGAAGAUAUGAUGUAUUUUGAAAAGAAAGAAAGAAAGAAAGAAAAAAAAAUUACUUAGGUGCCAAUUCAUAUGAGACAUGGAAAUAGAAAAAGACAGGAAAAAAGAGAUUGAUACACAGAUAAGCAGAAUUGCCUACCUCAUGCAGUGUAUAGUGAUUCCUGUUAUUUUAUCCACCUUUCCUUGUAGAAUAUUUGAUAGAUAGAUUUGGUGUUGAGGUUUUUCUUGUAUAUUUUCCAUUGAUUUGUCUUUUUAUUCUCCCCCUAGUACAGUGGAAGGUCACUAAUGCAGUUCAGCAUUAUUUGGACAGAUUUGUGAAAUGUUUAUCAGUGCAGUGAUACCGUUCAACUUUUGUAAAUUCUAAACACAAUGCCUGUGUCCCCCUCCUCCUGUUUCUUUCCCAAAAGGACCUUUUUUUCCAGCUUAUGAAGAAAGCGUAUUUGCAACCAUGAAGGCAUUUCAGGAAAAUAGUCUCCAAAGAUCAGAAUGCUCCUCUUCUGACUAUGAAUUCACAAGAUUUUACUGUAUAUCCUUUGUUAUCACAGAUGAAAAUUUGGCUCUAUGUACAUCUGACAGGUUUUAUGCUGUGAUGUAACAAAACUAGAUUGUAUCAGUCAAGAUGUAUUUCUUGAAAUUGACGAAGUUACUCUACAGAUCACUGUUUUUUAUUAUGAAUAUUUUUUUUUUUUUUCUCUCUCUCUCUGUCUUUAAUCUAUAUAUUUAUUUUUUUGUUCCCAUUCAUAGUUAGUAGAUUCAUAACUAAAAUAACCUGUAAGCCAGAAGGAAAAAGGAGUAUUUGUAUUUAUAUAUAUUUUUUAUCAACAUAAAAGAGUCCCUCUGUCAGGUGAGCAUGUAUGGUUACCUAUGAAUUUCAGCCUUGUUAGAAAGUUGUAUAAUGUAACCGGUGAUGCGUCGUCUAUAUGGAAGAGUGGUUUUAAGAAAGUGAUCUUCAAAACCUGACAGUUUGUGAUGUGGAAUAAUUUUUGAUAUUGCCUAAGAAAUUCCAAAUAAAGAUUAAUGGUAAAAUGA
This is a messenger RNA of Penaeus monodon (black tiger shrimp), 6093 nucleotides long. It is a transcript of the gene Set8, whose product is annotated as N-lysine methyltransferase KMT5A-A-like. The record is from RefSeq and is a predicted model, not a curated record. Gene Ontology annotation, molecular function: histone H4K20 methyltransferase activity; protein binding. Bases 248 to 1642 code for a protein of 464 amino acids. NCBI's taxonomy places the organism in Eukaryota, Metazoa, Arthropoda, Malacostraca, Decapoda, Penaeidae. The transcript has 6 exons.